Molecule: messenger RNA, 2193 nt
Organism: Salvelinus namaycush (lake trout)
Lineage: Eukaryota; Metazoa; Chordata; Actinopteri; Salmoniformes; Salmonidae
Gene: il17rd
Product: interleukin 17 receptor D
Exons: 13
Coding region: 112-2193 (693 amino acids)
Molecular function (GO): interleukin-17 receptor activity; protein binding
Source: RefSeq, a predicted model, not a curated record
CAGUCAAGUUCUGACGAGAAUGGUCGGAAGCGCGGGGUCACAUUCCGAACAGACAACUGCUCUGUGAACUGGAGCCCGUUGGGGAAGCAUGCCAUCCAUGGGGUGAACAAUAUGACAUUCGGCCACCUCUCCUGUGACAGCCAGGCUGCCGUGGUGGUCCACUGGACGACCAGCCCUCUAGGUAUUGAGCAUGUGAAGGGCUUCAGAGUAUACCUAGAGGAUAAGAACCCAGAGGGCAAACAGUGUCAACACAUGAUCCUCAAAGACCCACGGCCGCUCAACUUCUCCUACAAGACUGUGAAGAUGAGCUCACAGCCCUUCCCUGGCCUGGCCUUUGAGACAGAUUACAUGGUCCGUGUUGUUCCCUUCCCCACCGUCAUGAACGACAGCUUCUUCCCCCCGUCCUUCCUGCGCACAAACUCCUGUGAAGUUCUACUGGGCCCAGACAACCUGGUCUGCAAACCAUUCUGGAAGCCCAAGACCCUCAACAUCUCCCAGCUGGGCUCCAACCUCCAUGUUGUCUUCGACCAUGCCCCCUCCACCUUCGGCUUCACCAUCUACUACCUGUACUACAAACUACGACAGGAGGGACCAUUCAGGCUUAAACGCUGCAAACCAGAGUUCAAUCUGCCCAUAACAACAUGCGUUCUUCAAGAUGUGAUGCCAGGAACCUAUGCGAUUGAGCUGAGAGAUGACACCAACACUACCAGAAGACAGGCCCAGUACCACGUAAGCCAAGUCCACUCCCUGUGGGCAGGGCCUAUCAGAGCCAUGGCCAUCACUGUCCCGCUAGUCAUCGUGUCUGCCUUCGCUACACUCUUCACUGUAAUGUGCCGGAAGAAACAAGAGAAUAUCUACUCCCAUCUGGAUGAGGAGAGCUCUGAGUCAUCGUCUCUCACCACAGCUCUGAAUGCAGACAGAUCCUGGCCCCGGACUAAGGUGUUUGUCUGCUACUCCACUAAGGACUGCCCCAAACACCUCGCUGUCAUACAGAGCUUCGCCUUCUUCCUCCAGGACUUCUGUGGCUGUGAGGUGACUCUGGACCUGUGGGAGCACCUGCAGAUCUGUAAGGAGGGCCAGAUGUCCUGGCUGAGUCGGCAGAUGGAUGAAGCUCACUACAUCAUCACUGUCUGCUCCAAGGGCCUCAAGUACUAUAUAGAGAAGAGCCAUAGGGGGAAAUCACCAGCCAGAGGAGGUGGAGCAGCAGCAGCAUUAAACGGAGCAGAGCUCUUCAUCGUCGCAGUGGCCAUGAUUGGGGAGAAGCUCUGUGAGGCGCGCCAGAAAGACCAGGACCUGUCUCGCUUCAUGGCCGUCUACUUCGACUACUCCCACGAGAGCGACGUCCCGACCGUGCUGAGCCUCGCUCCCAAGUUCAAGCUCAUGGAUCAGCUCCCUCAGAUGUUCGGCCGCCUCCACUCCCGCCACCUCAGUUUACCGGAACGCGAGCCGCAGCCGCUCAACAUCAGCAAGAGGAACUACUUCCGGAGCAAUUCGGGGCGGUCUCUAUACGUGGCCAUCUGCAACAUGCACCAGCACAUCUCGUUGGAGCCUGAUUGGUUCGAGAGGCAGGUGAAACCCGCUCCUUUGGCACCGCCUCUGAAGCAGCGUGACACUGCCGGAGCGUCAUUGUCGUCAUCGUCGCCUCACAUGGAGAAGUUUGACUCUGGCCUGGUGCUCGACGAGGUUCUAUUUAAGUUGCCAUCAGAAAGCGAGGGUACUCUGAAGGGGAAUGUGUUGCUCACAUCUCUCCCUCCCAGCUUGGCCCACUAUUCCCUGGACGGACCCGGGGGGCCUGGGAACAGCCUCUCCAGCUUCUCUCAGGGGGAAUCUGGGGUCACGUCGGGGUCCUCGUCUGGUUUGGGUCUGGGGUCUCUGAGGCCUGUCGUCCCUCCCCAGGCUGGAGAUGGGUCAGCCAGUCCCCCAGAAAUGCCCCGGGACUCUGGGAUCUAUGAUUUGUCAGUGCCCUCUUCUGAGCUGUCCAUCCCCCUCAUGGAGGGCCUGUCACCUGACCAGGCUGACUCCUCCUCCCUGGCCGACAGCGAAUCAUCUUCUUCCGGACUGGGUGAUGAGGAGCCCCCUGCUGUCAGCUCUCUGCACUAUGCCGUGAGCACCAUCUGUAAAGCUGAGCUACACCACCACCAUCUAGAGCAGUCUGAAGGACUGGGACUCGUUCCUGUUCCUCCCUUGCAGUGA